AUGGCAGUUACCAGUCUGGCAUUGGCGGUUUCGAUUACUGAAGAGCAAUUCGGGUUUGAUGCUAUAAGGGUCGGGUGGAGUUUGAUGGAGGGGAGGAGGUUAAGUGGGUGGGCAUUAUCCGGUUUGUUUGUUUUGGUUUCGAAUUUGAUUAGUUGGAAGGUGGUGAGGAAGAUGGAUAGCUGGGAUUUGUCGAAGGGAGUAUCAACGGCGCUGGUGAGAUGGUUGUGGGACAAUGUGGGUUGGGAAUGUUUGUAUGGGUUGGUGGUGCUUUGGAGCUAUGUUAUUACAACGGUUUUCUAUUGGGAGUGUAGGAGAAGGAAAGCAAUAAAAGACGAAACUGAUAGUGCAGUUUAG
Ilex paraguariensis (yerba mate) is the source of this 354-nucleotide messenger RNA. NCBI's taxonomy places the organism in Eukaryota, Viridiplantae, Streptophyta, Magnoliopsida, Aquifoliales, Aquifoliaceae. The record is from the annotation of a GenBank genome assembly.